AUGUACUUUCUCGUCUCAGACGAGGAAUCUGCACAAACGCCCUCUCGGAAGGAUGAGAUCGACGAGACGCAAGAGUUUAACGCGCGCUUGUUCGGGUGCGAAUUCGUUCGAAGAUGCGGUCGCAUGUUGAAACUCAAUCAAUCUUGCAUCGCGACUGGUCAAGUGUUGUUGCACAGAUUUUACUUCAAGAAGUCUCUGAAGAAAUUUGACGUCAAGCGCAUGGCAGCAACGUCCAUAUGGUUAGCCUCGAAGCUCGAGGAGUCUCCUAGAAAACUCAGGGACGUUGUAAAUGUGCUCGUUCGAGUGGAAGAACGAAUGGAAGGGAAGAAGAGUUCAGAAACCGUCGUAUUGGACGUGUAUUCAGAUCGAUUCGAGGAUAUUAAAGAAGAUUUGGUACGAAAAGAAAGGCACAUGCUCAAAGAGUUUGGGUUUGUGAUCAAAAUUGAACAUCCGCAUAAGUUUGUGUUGAACUAUUUGCAAAUAUUAUCCUUGGCCGAGAAUAAACAGUUGACGCAGAAAGCGCUGAAUCAUACGAACGACGCGUUGCACACGACCAUAUGCGUUCGGUUCAACUCGGAAACGAUUGCAUGCGCUAGCAUAUAUUUAGCAGCUAGAGAAAUGAACGUCGCGUUACCGGAGAAUCCUCAUCAGUGGUGGUUAUUAUUCGAUGUUGUUCUAGAGGACAUCGAGUGCGUGUGCGACUCGUUGGAAAUUUUAUAUAAAUACAUAUACAUAGAAUAUCCACCAAAGUACGAGCUGUUAGGGGAGCUUCCUCCGGGUGACUUCGAGCAACCAAAAGGCGACGGAGGAAAAAGGAAAAGGUAG
Bathycoccus prasinos is the source of this 825-nucleotide messenger RNA. RefSeq lists its product with no specific name. Gene Ontology annotation, molecular function: cyclin-dependent protein serine/threonine kinase regulator activity. The record is from RefSeq and is a predicted model, not a curated record. Gene Ontology annotation, biological process: regulation of transcription by RNA polymerase II. Gene Ontology annotation, cellular component: nucleus. NCBI's taxonomy places the organism in Eukaryota, Viridiplantae, Chlorophyta, Mamiellophyceae, Mamiellales, Bathycoccaceae. The transcript has a single exon. Bases 1 to 825 code for a protein of 274 amino acids.